AUGCUCGUCCUGCGCGUCGCGUUGGAGGUGUCUGGGCUGAAUCGAGCUGGGGAACAACUUGGCAGCAACAGCAGCCGAAGACGACUUGCUACUGGCCAUGGUGGUCGAGCAGAAAGAAACGUGUCACGCGUCAGUCACGCCACGUCUAUUCGCUUACAAGUGAUCCCUCAAAAGCUGGCGACACAAAAACAGCAUCAACGUCACCAGUCACUCGCAAAUUCGCAAGCGCAAGCGGAGCCCAUGCUGCUGGAGGCUAAUGAUGAGGCGGCAGUGAAUGUAGUUGAUACUAUGGAGGUCGAGCAUCUACCACCCCCACCACCUACGACAGCGCCAUUGCAAUCUCAAGCUCAAAUCCAAGACGAACCCAUGCUACCCAUUCCCAAUCGAUCUCCUGGUCCUCGCAGGUCCACCCGAAUAGCGCAACAACCCAUUCGAACAGUCCCUGAUGUACUUCCCGCCGCUACACGCAUUCCACUUCCCCAACUGCGCGAAAUCGACACAAUGCGAUCUCCUUCCCCGACCUUACCGGUGGUAGAUGUACUCGUCGCCGCCUCCAGCAACACCUUGCCUGUACCAGGCGUAUACGUCGCUACAGAGCCCGACGACUUCGGUGUCUUUGCUGUUUUCAAAGAAUUGCCGCAAUGCCUGCCAACGACAAACGGCGAAGACGAGGCCUUUGAUGCAGCCACUUUCAACGUGACUCCUGAAGUCCCACAUGGUUCCUGUGGGCCAUUCAAGAACUGGUCGAUCUUCUCGUUGCUACACUGGGCAUAUGACACGACUGUAGUUACUGCAUCUUCCCUCAAUAAACUCGUUCAUGAUGUUAUCCUCGAGCCCCGUUUCAAUCGCGAACACCUCAACGGCUUUAACGCGCACCGUGAGAUGAGAAGACUUGAUGAGUCGAUGGCUGGUGGGUCCACACCUGGCGAAGAAGAUGCUAGUUCAGAUCCAGAGCACCCGCAGGAUGAAUGGCGAGAGGGAAACAGUUCGUCUGGCCUUGCCAAAGCCAGGAGCCAAGCUGCUGAAGCUGAGGCACCACUUUUCGAGGUUGCUGGAAUGGCGGAAAUGAACAUCAAGGGCCAUAUCCUGAUGGUUAAUUCCAGUCAUGGACCCGAACGCGUUCACGGAGAAGCUUACACGGCUGAUGCUCUCCUUCAAUUUGAGGAAGAAAUCCGUAACCGUCCUGAUGCUGACAGCUGUACGUUGGAGACCGUGGUGGUGGCUUGGAUUAUCCACUCAGAUGCGACACAUCUUGCGAACUUCGGAACUGCUUCUAUGUGGCCGAUAUAUGGCUGGGUCGCAAAUUACUCGAAAUAUUUGCGGGCUAAACCUUCGAAAAUGCUGGCUCGUCAUCUGGCAUAUAUUCCGAAGGUAGUCCUAUCCUCUUGGCUCCCCGAUGAAGUCUACGAUGAAUACCAUCGUGUUUACGGGACAGCUCCUACCAGAACUGUCAUCGCACAGCUGCGAAGAGAUCUAUUCCAGGCAGUAUGGCGACUUAUCCUAACGCCUGAACUUGCUCGUGCAUAUUGUCAUGGCGAGCCAGCGACUUGUGGAGAAGGUACUCGACGACAAGCAUUUAUUCGCUUGUUGAUCAACUCCAAUGACUAUCCCGAGAAGAUGCUUCUGGCUGCUAUUCGCACAAUGACACCCUUCAUUUGUCCCUGCUGUAAUACAACAGUGGACUUGAUGCACCUGAUGGGUACAAAGUCAGAUGCUGCACGACGCCAGAAGCUCUAG
Molecule: messenger RNA, 1737 nt
Organism: Mycena indigotica
Lineage: Eukaryota; Fungi; Basidiomycota; Agaricomycetes; Agaricales; Mycenaceae
Exons: 7
Coding region: 1-1737 (578 amino acids)
Source: RefSeq, a predicted model, not a curated record